AUGAUAAUGUCAUCGAAAAUCAUUCUGCCAACAGUGCUCCUGAUGCUCUGUGCCACCACACUGGCAGUCGAUCCACUCGAUUUUCUCUUCAGCUCAAACAUGGCCCAAUACCCGAGAUAUCGUCCGAUCUCACCGUCUGCCGCCGCGGUCAAUCCGGAAUUCGGAAAGAGGUUUUGGAUUGGAGCUCCACCAGGCUGCGUCUGCACUGAAUUCCUCGGUUGCCACGGACCCGGAUGUAUGCGUCGAAUGUAUCCAAAGGCUUGA
Messenger RNA from Caenorhabditis remanei, 264 nucleotides. RefSeq lists its product as uncharacterized. The coding region runs from base 1 to 264 and encodes 87 amino acids. The transcript is spliced from 2 exons. The record is from RefSeq and is a predicted model, not a curated record. Lineage: Eukaryota; Metazoa; Nematoda; Chromadorea; Rhabditida; Rhabditidae.